UUUGUGCAGUCGUUCACCUGCUCACUCCGCUCUAUCAAGGUGUUGUGAAAGACGAGUUUAAAAAUAUUUACACCACCUGCAUGCAAGGUGAGCGAGGUGAGAACCUUUCAGGUAAAUAUUACCUGUCGCUCACUAUCGUUUCUCGAAAAUGUGCCACGACAGUGCUAUUUAUAGGCUCAUGAUCAGCUCAGUGAUGUAGUUCGUGGUGACAAGAAACUACCGGCACAGGUAUGAGGGAUGGAACACAUUUACAGAAUUCUUCUCAAAAGAGAAUGGUCAUAGAAAUGGACAGGUGGAUGAAGACAGUCGUUGAGAUCAAGGAGGCUCCUAGUCCUAGGAAACAGUUCAUUGCAAACGCCACAAGACUGUCUAGAAGAAGAGAUAAUAAAGAAAAAAGCUCUUCCGACUUGACAUACCAUCAUGCUGUUCCUGAGAUUCUCUGUGGACUUAUCAUUGGUGCAGGUGGUCAGUUCAUACGCGAGAUCCAGGCCAAGUCUUCAGCAUCUGUCUACCUGGCAAGAGACAAGACACCUGUGGAAGGCAUGCACAUUUUUGUCAUCCGUGGUACCCUUGCACAGGUGGAGGAAGCCGUCCGCCUGAUUUCCCAGAAAACUGGAUCUCAGGGUACAAUUUCACACCAAGCUCAAAAGUUUUGGCUGCAGUGGAUUCAGCAUGCUUUUCCAGAACUGGAACAUCAGACCUACUUUCUUCCCGCAAUAUUUCUAAAAAGAGUUCCUUUGACGACAGGGACGAUUGCUGGUCAACCAGUUUCUGUCCUCAGGUCCAGCAAACAUCAGAGUUCUUCACACUGCAGUUCAUUUUCAGGCUCCGAUACGACUUUCCCUUCCUGUACUCGUCCUGAACCACAGGGCACUGAGGACAAAAGAGUUUGCAAAGUCCAUGUCGUUCAAGGUGUGACUAACAAUAAUCAUGUGCCUGAUGUUCUGGACACGAAUCCUUUUAAUUUUGUGCCUGGGGUACCUCAGCCACUUCCUGUGCAGGACACCGACAUCAGAGAUGAUGCAGUUUUAGAGCAAGUUCUGAUGGCCCUCGAUAAACUGGGUGCGAAGAACGAAGAAGUCUUUUUCUGCCUGAGUCAGCUCAGGUUUGGAAUGUAUCUGGGGAAACCCUGUUACACAGCUGCUGCCGCGCAGCUCCCUCUACCGUCCAACCUGCCUGCACACCUGCCGAGCUCCUGGAAACAAGGCGACUUCGAUGUGCUGAUCAUCCACCGCCAGUACGGCAUCAUCACCUGCGAAAUAAAAAUCUGCGGGUACAACUUUCAAGACCUGCAACUGUCGCAGCUGGACAUAGACAAGCAGGUGACAAGAAAACUCAAACAGGCCGCAGGGCAGCUGGACAAGGCUGAAGCCGUGCUGCGCCACCUGGUGUCCGAUAUCGCACCUGGGCUGCGGAUCACGAAGGUUAUCGUUGUUCCUCAUCUUACAUCGGAGAGCAUUCAACGGGCGAUUACCAACGACUUCGACUUGAAGCAGGACUUGAGUCGAUGCCUUGGAGCGAAACCAGAUCCUGCAGACAUCACUGAACUUAUCCUGUGUGCUGACCAGCUACCAAUCUCGGAACAACCCUGGAAUAUCAGACAGGAAAUACAAAAAGAACUUGAGAACUGGUGGCAGCGCCGUGUGACUGCACCUGGACCUGACCCGGUCAUCAGCAGCAACCUUGACCUCUAUAAACUGCUUCUAGCCAGGUUCUGCGGGCCGGCCACAGCGGUGACCAUACCUUGUCUGUCUCACCCUCGUCUGUCCAUCAAGACUCUGGACCAGGGCGUGUCCGCGAUUGGCGAGUGCUUUGCUCAAAUCAACUUAUAUCCGGAACAAAUAGAAAUACUUCAUGCAGCUUGCCCCAGACUGUUUCUGGCAGGUCCACCAGGCACAGGCAAGUCUGUCAUGCUGCAGUUGCGAGCCGCGGAAUGGAUACGCGGGGGACAUGAAGUCCACGUCCUCAGCACCUGGGAGAAGAGUCGUCUGGCAUCCAGCAUUCUUUAUCACUUUUUGUUGACUGUUUCGACACAAAACAAAAAUCAGACAGAGCCAGAGCAUGCUGACCGAGUGCGACUCCACCAUUUCGAUUUUUGGAGAGGGAAAGACGAGAAAAAGGCUUUGAAUUAUUUCAAAGAAUUAUCUACAAAGAAGGGCUGCUUGUAUAUUGUUGCUGAUGAAGUGGGGCCUGACUAUUCAUGGCCAGACACUCACUUUCAGAACUUCUGCCUAAAGUUGAAGGAAGCUGUUCCUGAUCUCCAUCUCUGGGCAGCGAGCUGCACUCACGAAGUAGUUCCACCCUCCGGUUGGCACCUGGAAAUUCUCACCAGGCCCCUCCGCUGCCCCCCAGUGGUGGUGCGGGAGGUGGAGCAAGAAAAAGCCAUUUUCCAAGUGGGCCGAAUCCAGCGGUACGAGCAGGUGUGGGGGUCAACUCACUCGGAGGGACCUCCGGUCAAGACGCUGUGUCACAAAGGUCAUGGCCAUUCGGACAACGGUCCGCUGCAGUGCCGUCAGUGCGGCACCAACCUGGCCAGGUAUUUGAAGAAAUCUCUUCGUGUAGGUGCGACAACUGCACGGAACCCCAGUGGAGGUACACCGCCCUUUGUUGCCAGUCCCCCCUCACUGAGGUACAAAGAUGUCCUCAUCCUGUGUGUGGAGGCGGCCUGGGACACCUGCGGACUGAUCCAAGGACUGGCAGACGAGGGCGUACCCGUGAAAGUGAUGAAGGAGUCCGACACCGAUGACGUGGCAACGGCCACCAGUGACGUGGUGUGGGUAGCGGACGUCGACCACGUGCGUGGACUGGAGAAGAAAGUUGUGGUGUGCGUGGGUCGUGACUACGUGGGGCAGGCCACUCAAGUGCGACUACACGGACCGUCUCGCUGCUCCUCACAACUCGUCUGGCUCAUCUCCCCUCACGACAAACCGUUAGUUGAAAACGGAGAAACUCAAGAAAUCCACCCGUCGUAAAUAAACUACACGACAUUUUAAAAGGAGAUGCAAAAAUUUUUAAUGUAACUUUAAAGCGAAAUGGUAUUUAAAAUGUUACAUAAAUGAAGCAAGGCGAUACAAUCCCGCUCUUACAGCUCGAGAGACGCUGACAGUGACUGGAAGGUCAAAGGUUUUCUCUAAACAUUUCAGGUCAAACGGUUCUCUCCCCUUCCUCUAGCCGUUAGUACCUGUACCCGUGACAUUGUGUGGCUCGUGACUGUCAUGACUAAGUAUUGUUCGUGUAGCUAACUACCUCCCUUCAUCCUCAGUGUGACUCCUUCCCCUUCCCUCCCAAAAGGAAGCAGACAAUUACAGUCAUUGCUCCUCUUCUUCCUUUUGUUGUUAUUGUUUGAAAAGAACAAUCUAGAAUCUCAGUGACCGUGAUAAGUAAGUUUAAUAACUUUCUUCUUAUCAUGAAUGUGUAUCCUCUGUACAUGUCCUUGUUCUUAUGUAGUCAAUAAAAUUAAAUUAUAUUUAU
Molecule: messenger RNA, 3471 nt
Organism: Pomacea canaliculata
Lineage: Eukaryota; Metazoa; Mollusca; Gastropoda; Architaenioglossa; Ampullariidae
Exons: 9
Coding region: 231-2972 (913 amino acids)
Molecular function (GO): RNA binding
Source: RefSeq, a predicted model, not a curated record